GCUGGGUUUUAUUUCUAACUUCUCCAGAUUCUCACCAUGUUGCUUCCCAUAAUCUUAAACUCCUCCAAACAGAACCUUAAUGUCACAUCACGUUCACCACAUCGGUUGCCAAAAGUUUUGCAUGAAAUGGGAGUUACAGUCUACACAAGACAGUACACAAUACACACUUGAUCUGCGGGAAGCUACAGGCUACUUCCUCCGGUUCCAUAAUUCUUACAUUUUGGCUAAGGUUGAGGUUAAAUUUUUCAAACUUUGACUAUCAAUAACUGUGAAGCUAUUUAGUUUAAAGUCAUUAGAACAACAUAUAUAUUGAUUUGUCUUAUACACAGUAUUACAAUAAAAGAAAAAAAUAUUAAUUUAUUGUAUAUAUUAUAAUAGGAAAACAAGUCAAUGAUACAUUUUAGAGAUCGUGUCAUUAUCAAAAACAUUAAGAAUUAUGAAACCAAAGGGAGUAGCUGCUAAGUACGUAGACCAAGCCAUCCAUAUGUGUCAUGCAAUUAAGUGGCUUGAUCACAAAACAAACACAUACAGAGUACAGAUCAGCAAUAUAUGACUAUUAAAAACUAAAAUAAGAUAAUCAUCUGUAUCAUGCAGAUGCAGCUUGGACAUGAUCCUGGCUUUGCCUAUAAAUAGGCGUGCCUCAUGCUAAUCGUAGGCACAAACACAAGAAAGCAGUAGCCUUUGAGCCCUCUUGCUUUAACUUGUUGAUCCUCGAGUAAAUCUUAUUGAAAACUAGAUAGGAAACAUGGAAGCUGUGAAGAGUUUGAUUGUGUGUGUUCUGGUGCUAGGGUUAGUCCUGCAGCAUGAGCAUAUCCAAGUGGAAGCUAAGAGCUGCUGCCCAUCAACCACGGCAAGAAACAUAUAUAACUCAUGCCGUUUUACGGGUGCCUCAAGGGACAAAUGUUGUAAAAUCUCUGGCUGCAAAAUUGUUGAUGGGAAAUGCAAGCCUCCUUUCAUUCACCACACCCUUCACCCUGACUCUGAGGAAUCGGAUGUAUUGGACUUCUGCAAGCUAGGAUGUACUUCGUCCGUAUGCAGCAACAUGAAUACUUUUGCUGGCAACGAAGAAGGGAAUCAUGCCGUUGAUCGUUGCAACGAAGCGUGCUACCGCUUCUGCACCAAUGAAGCUGAAAUUGUCACCGUUGCUUCCUAAGCAAAGUGCAUCGAUCAUGCAAAGUUAUGCCGCUCUGGAGUAGUCAUAAAUAAGUUGGAUAUGAUGAUAUCCAAAGCCAGAGUGCCAUGGAUCUCUAUCUUGUCUUGUGCCACUUUAUAUUUCCAAUAAGCCAUGAUAAUCGCGUGAUCUGCCAUCUUUUCUGUAUCAGUAUGUGAGCAUAUGUAGAGUGAUAAUAUCAUUGGCUAAUAAAUAAAUCUUAUCAUCAUUAUGGAUCC
Molecule: messenger RNA, 1389 nt
Organism: Oryza sativa Japonica Group (Japanese rice)
Lineage: Eukaryota; Viridiplantae; Streptophyta; Magnoliopsida; Poales; Poaceae
Product: DELTA-urthionin-Uf1a
Biological process (GO): defense response
Source: RefSeq, a predicted model, not a curated record